Micropterus dolomieu (smallmouth bass) is the source of this 3625-nucleotide messenger RNA. RefSeq names its product vascular endothelial zinc finger 1-like. Gene Ontology annotation, molecular function: DNA-binding transcription factor activity; RNA polymerase II cis-regulatory region sequence-specific DNA binding. Gene Ontology annotation, biological process: regulation of transcription by RNA polymerase II. The coding region runs from base 72 to 1451 and encodes 459 amino acids. Gene Ontology annotation, cellular component: nucleus. The record is from RefSeq and is a predicted model, not a curated record. The transcript is spliced from 5 exons. Lineage: Eukaryota; Metazoa; Chordata; Actinopteri; Centrarchiformes; Centrarchidae.
UUCAGCUGCCAUGUUUGGUUGCUUUGUUGUAGGCUUCUACUAGGUUUCCUACAGAAUUAGUAAGUGUGGAAAUGGAGCCGAGCUGGAGUACGUUUCUUUUUCAACAGGCCAAUGAAGCCCUCCACCACCAGCACCAGGUGGCCCAGAACAGCCUGCUGCCACUUCUUAAUGCAGGAGCUGAACAAAUUGACCAGAAGCCUAUCCUGCCCAUCCAAAUAGACCAGAAGCCACCUACAAGUGCUGCUGAUCUCCUCAAAGACCAUGUGGGCAGUGGUGGAGGUGCACGACCACCAGUGCCUGUGAUAAAGAAGGAACACAAAGGUAAAACACCUUUCGUCUGCGGCUACUGCAACAAGGCCUUCCGUGACAGCUACCACCUGCGGCGUCAUGAGUCCAGCCACACCGGCAUCAAGAUGGUGUCACGGCCAAAGAAGACUACCCAGACAGCCCCCACCAUGGUACCCAUGAUAUCCACCAUGCCGCGAGAGAACAAUGGCCACCCUUCCUACAUCUCCACGGUAGCAGGAAUCCUCUCCACAGCAACCACCUCUGUUUCCUCAGGCACAAGUAUCAUGACAUCAUCUGCAAUGGGUAAUGUGCCACAGCAAAAUGUCGCAAAGAAACCCGCCAAACCUGUCAAGAAGAACCAUGGGUGCGAGAUGUGUGGCAAGGCCUUUCGUGAUGUCUACCACCUGAAUCGCCACAAGCUGUCCCAUUCAGACGAGAAGCCUUUUGAGUGCCCCAUCUGCCAGCAACGCUUUAAAAGGAAGGACCGAAUGACCUACCAUGUUCGCUCUCAUGACGGUGGAGUCCACAAGCCCUAUGUAUGUUCUGUGUGUGGGAAAGGCUUUUCCAGGCCAGACCACUUGAGCUGUCACGUGAAGCAUGUGCAUUCCUCAGAAAGACCGUUUAAAUGUCAAGUAACGGCCUGCACCUCUGCUUUCGCCACCAAAGACAGACUCCGUUCCCACAUGAUCAGGCACGAAGGCAAGGUCACCUGUAGCAUCUGUGGGAAGAUGCUCAGCGCAGCCUACAUCACCAGCCAUUUGAAGACUCACGGACAGACCAACUUCAACUCCUGCAACAAAGAUGGUAACAAUGUCUGCAAUUCUGCCUCAGCUACACCUGUGACCGUUUCUGCCGCCAUCACCUCUGCGAUGAACCGGGUCAACUCCAACAACCCUGUCACCAUAGCCGCACAAAUGAACAUUAGCACCAACACAGUCAACAUCACGUCUCCGGUCAGCCUCCAGCACCCAGUCACCAUCACCGGCCCUGUCAACAUUGCCUCUGUCAACAUCCCCGCCACGGCAUCCAUGAAUAUUGCCCACCCAGUGGCGAUAACGACCCCCAUGUCUAUGAAUAUGGCUGGUCCACUCAACAUCGCCAUGAGGCCAAUGGAUAGCAUGUCUUUUCUGUCCCAAGUCUUGCCUUCGUCCCCGCCCUGGUAGGGAAAAAGAGAGAGAGCGUUGAACUGGCCAGAAAGAAAAGGAAAAUGAAGUGAAACAAGAGACUCCUGUCCUCCUUAUUUACACCUCAAGCUCAGCUCUUUUCCCCCCACCCCUGACCCAUGUUUACUUCAUCUAACCCUGAAGUGAAUAUUUACACGAGCUGUGCGGCUGGUGGGAGCUCCCCAAGUCACAGCUGCGUCCCAACUAACAUUAAGUGACUGACAUGAGAUGCAGAACACUUGAGUAGAAAUCGAGUAGGAUUUAUCUUGAAAUCAGGACAACAGUGAGACGUAGUGUAGUCAGUUAGAAUGAUGAAACUGUGAUUUGUAUCAUGACAAGUGAGAGGAGAGGAUUCUUCCUCGGUAGGAAAACACGCCGGUGGUUUUGUAAAAGGGAGAUGAGAAAUGGACUAAAGCAAUAAUUAUAAAUUGCUGUUUUUGAUGUUUUUCAAGUUCUCUCCCCAAGCCUCUGGGUGUUACUUUGUAUGUUGUUUUUUUAACUAUAGCCUGCUAAUCACUAUCUAUUUAAUGUUAUAGGAAAUGAGUCUAGUAAAAGGGACAGCAGCUUCCACUUGCAUGGAAGAAUAUUUUUUCACAGUGCUAUAGCUUUUUUUCUUCUCAGAUAGUAGGUAUGCUCUUGAGGUACAGUGACUAACUUGUACAGUUGACAUAGUAAUGUAUUUUCAUGUCUGCAUUUUAAUUUGUGCUUUUGUCAUUCAAGUGGACACGAUCCUCUUGACAAUGAAAUAUUUGUACUUUGUUUUCUCUUUGUAUGGAAACACACAGCUUUGUUUUUAUUUGCCUAGUUAUAUUGUUAAUGUUUCCAUGAAGUCAGAAUGGAAUGAGUCUUGCACUGAAAGCAUAUCCUACAUACAGGUGAACAGCAGUAUUAUCAAAGAUCAAAUUGGAGUCUUUAAGUGUUUUGGUUAGCCAGUCUGCACUUGAGGGCCAUCUAGUGGCUGAACAUAGAAAGGCCUGGCCUUGUAGUGAAGCUUUUUCAGGCUGUUACUGUCAUCUUAUGGUGGCUAAAUAGUUUUGUAUGACUCUUCUGUACACUGUUUUUUUUUUUUUGUUUUUUUUUUUGUAUGUUUUUUUUUUUUUUUAAGCAUUUAUCUGUAGCCCCAAGAUGAUGAUUUUCAUGAUAAUAAGGACCCUUCACUCAGGAAACACACACAAAAGCCCAUUACUCAUGAACUUGGUUCCUUUUUAAAUUGAGUAUAUCUACCAUGUAUCUUAAUUCUUGAGUUUUGCCAUGUUCUUUUUUUUUUUUUUUUUAGAUUUCUUAAAUCAUUUGGCAUUGUGGUGUUACGAGUUGACUAGACUUCAUCACAGACAAGAAGUCCAGCAAUUAUUGAUUUUAAACAUAGCCGUCCAUUGAAAUAGUCAUUUACUGUGCAAUGGCAAAAAUAAUAAUAAAAUUUUUUUUUUAUUAUUAUUAUUUUUUUUUACAUUUCCUUUGAAGUCCAGUUCAGUCUAAGGCUGCAUAGUUAUAUGGCUGAGAUCUGGAUGAGUCGGAUAAAAUGCAAGUUUGUGUCCAUUAAAAUAAUGGGACAAGAUUGAUGUUGCAUGACCCCAAACACUGUAGCUGUUGAACAUUAAUAAUUUUUAAUGAAUGCCAUGUUAUCUCAACAGUGUUGGAGCUCUUUGAGUUGAUUCAGUUUAUACUGAAAAAUGCAAUAUGCAUGUUUGUUAUUUUCCCAAGUUUUGUUUUAAACAAACUAUUAGUGUAGCUUCUUUUUGUUUUUAUGCAUUACGUAGAUACACAAUGAUAGGCUGUUUGCCAAAUUUGAUACAAUAAUAAUGUGAGUAACUGAACAUUUCUUGUGGAAUUGAACAUCUUUAUUUUUAAGGAAAAAAAAAAAAACAAUUGGAAAUUCCAGAACCCUUGUGAAAGCAGUUGAAUGUAUAUCUUUGUACAAAACUACUUUAGUUCCAAGGAUAUGGUAGUUACAGUAGAUGUGAAAGAUAAGAUAACCUUUUUUAUAAAUCUUUUGUAUUAGAACAUUAACAAUGGUAAUUUUGUAUAUAUGAGAAGCUAGGCUUUCUGAUUAGCAGAAAGGUCAAACAUUCCUACAUUUUUUUCAAAUGUAUGUUUGUCAAAUUAUUACAUAAACAUGCGCAAUGUUAUGUGCCUUUUAUUUGGGUUGUCUAAAUAAAAGAAAACUAUCAAAUGUG